CUGGGACGGGAAGCGACCGCAGUCACCUUAACCCCGCGUCCGGCGUCGUAUCCGCUGUCUGUUGGAGUCUGUGGCCGUGAACCUCCUGCCGAGAUGUGGUUCGAAAUUCUGCCGGGGCUGGCCCUUAUGGGCGUAUGUGUGAUGAUCCCGGGAAUUAGCACCGCCCUCAUCCAAAAGUACAUGAGUGGGGGCAAGGAAAAGAGAAUUGCCCGUAAUCAAUACCAGUGGAAUCUACUGGAGAGGGACCGGAGGCUCUGUGGAUUCAAUCGUUAUUAUGAGGCGAAGGGGUUGGAGAACAUAACCGAAGAUGCAUAAGUGACCACAUGAUGCCCAUCCUCAAGACUGCAGAACACUUCUGUGAGAUGUUGUCUGGUGCCCAUUAAAGACAAAGCAACUACCCAGAGA
This is a messenger RNA of Phascolarctos cinereus (koala), 405 nucleotides long. It is a transcript of the gene NDUFA1, whose product is annotated as NADH:ubiquinone oxidoreductase subunit A1. The record is from RefSeq and is a predicted model, not a curated record. Gene Ontology annotation, cellular component: respiratory chain complex I. NCBI's taxonomy places the organism in Eukaryota, Metazoa, Chordata, Mammalia, Diprotodontia, Phascolarctidae.